AUGGAAGGGGUCGGCGCGCUGCUGGCCGGCUGCCCUCCGGCCGGCCUGGCGGGAGGCCUGGGGGUGACCGUGUGCGCCGCCGCCGGAGGAGUCUGGCUCUACAAGAGGGCCCGGAGGAAGAAACCCACACACACAACUGUGAACUGCUGGUUCUGCAACCAGGACACUGUGGUGCCGUACGGGAACCGCAAUUGUUGGGAUUGCCCCAACUGCGAGCAGUACAAUGGUUUCCAAGAGAACGGCGAUUACAACAAGCCCAUCCCGGCUCAGUACAUGGAGCACCUGAACCACAUCGUCUCUGGGGCUGGCGCUUGCUAUGACCCCACCAAGCCCCAGCAGUGGGUCAGCAGCCAGGUUUUGCUCUGCAGGAAAUGCAACAACCACCAGACCCUGAAGAUCAAGCAGCUGGCAUCCUUCAUGCCCCGGGAGGAGGAGAAGUACGACGAGGAGAUCGAGGUGUACAAGCACCACCUGGAGCAGACCUACAAGCUCUGCCGCCCCUGCCAGGCUGCCGUGGAAUACUACAUCAAGCACCAGAACCGGAAGCUGCGGGCCUUGCUCCUCCGCCACCACUUCAGUCACCGGAAGAUGGACCAGUCCUACAUGCAGAGUUUCUACGCGGCUGCCUCCGCAGCCUCCGCCACCACGCCAAUCCACGUGCUGGCGCUCCGUUUCCUGGCCUUCCUCAGCUGCACCAUCCUCAUCGUCAUGGCCGUUUAUGGAUCGGGCAACCCCUUCUCCCCUGAGCCGGCCAGCCCUCCUCCCCCGCCGCCAUUGGCGAGGAAUGGCUCUGAGCCAGCCACCCCCAGCAACGGCACUCUGCUGGAACUCCUGGGCUGGCGAGAGAUGGUUCACCUGUUGCCGGAGCAACUGCUGGCGGUGCUGAGCGUGGCCUGGACCUACGGGAAGAACCAUCAGGUGGCUGUCGUGGCCCUGGGGCUGCUGUUGUGCAUUUCGGCCAUGUUGUUAGCUGGGCGCAUCAGGUUGCGGCGAAUCGAUGCCUUUGCCUCUGCCCUGUGGCUAGUGGUGAUGGGCUUCCAUCUGGCGGAGAGGUACCUGCAGGCCGACACCCCCAGCUGGCUGGACACGGCAAAGUUUGGCACGACCUCCCUGUGCUGCCUCGUGGGCUUCGCAGCAGCUGUCGCCACCAGGAAAUCGACGGGCCAGCGGAGACCCCGAUCCCGAAGGUACUUUUCCGGAGACCCGGUCGCAGCGUUCCCCAGCAGUCCUGGCAUGGGCUUCCCAUACCCUCCUGCCGCUCCAUCGGUUUUCAUCCCGACCCCUCCCAGCAUUCUCCCGUUGAUGAACCAGCAGUUCUUCUACUCCCCACGGCGAACUUCCUCUUCUUCUCUUCCUGGACGACUAAACCGGGCCCUCUCCUUGGGCACUAUUCCUUCCCUGGCCAGGACGGAUUCUGGUUAUCUGUUCAGCGGAAGCCGCCCCCCGUCGCUGACCUCUCACUCCAAGGAGUCACCUGUGUCAGAAUAUUUCUCCUUUCUGUCCGGAAGCUGCGUCUCCUCACCCGCUCCGUCGCCGCCACCUUCCGUCGCCGGCUCAGUGACAUCCAGCUCCGGCUCCCUGCACUACCGCCGGCCCCUCAUCAGCCCCGCGCGGCUCAACCUGAAAGGCCAGCGGCUCAUGCUCUUCCCGUCUCAGGGCCACGCCCACCACAGGGAAGACCACAUCCCCUCGGAGAACGGGGUCUUUGCCUCGGACGUGCCCGCCUUCCCGAAGAGGAGUCUGGGUGACCGUGGAAUGCAUGAUAUGAGGUCGGUCAUUGAAGCAGGAAGUGUCUGCAGCAACCGCUCGGUCAAGAAACAAGACGAUUCCUCCCAUUCGUCAAGCUGCGUAGUGGACACCACGACCAAAGGGGAGGAGCUAACGGGCUGGAGGGGUCGCUUUGGGAACUCGGCUGUCCGAGGUCUGCUCGCCAUCAGCCUGACGGUCAACGCCAUCUUCACUUCGGCCUACCUCUACCAAAGUUUCCGCUGA
Euleptes europaea (tarantolino) is the source of this 1992-nucleotide messenger RNA. RefSeq names its product transmembrane protein 201 (gene TMEM201). NCBI's taxonomy places the organism in Eukaryota, Metazoa, Chordata, Lepidosauria, Squamata, Sphaerodactylidae. The record is from RefSeq and is a predicted model, not a curated record. Gene Ontology annotation, biological process: nuclear migration along microtubule. The transcript has 11 exons. Gene Ontology annotation, molecular function: lamin binding; actin filament binding. The coding region runs from base 1 to 1992 and encodes 663 amino acids. Gene Ontology annotation, cellular component: nuclear inner membrane.